GGCUUAGUUCUAGAGUUGUCUAGGUAAUAGUGAAGAUGGCCUCCCAAGUGUGUCAGAACUACCACAAGGACUGUGAGGAUGCUGUUAACAAGCAGAUCAACCUGGAGCUCUAUUCCUCCUAUGUUUACCUCUCCAUGUCCUCUUACUUUGACCGGGAUGAUGUUGCCCUGCGUCACUUUGCUGAGUUCUUCAAGGAGCAGUCCCAUGAGGAACGGGAACAUGCUGAGAAACUGAUGGAAUUCCAGAAUAAACGUGGAGGCAGACUCUUCCUGCAGGAUGUCAAGAAGCCAGAGCAGGAUGAGUGGGGCAAUGGUCUGGAGGCAAUGCAGAGAGCUCUGCAGAUGGAGAAGGAUGUGAACCAGAGUCUGCUGGAUCUGCACAAACUCUCCUCUGGCCACAUUGACCCUCAUCUGUGUGACUUCCUGGAGAGGCACUACUUGGAUGAGCAAGUGAAGAUGAUCAAGAAGCUGGGAGAUCACAUCACCAACCUGAAGAGACUGGGAGCCCCUGAGAAUGGCCUGGGAGAGUACCUGUUUGACAGGCUCACCCUGAGCUGAGUGGGAUUCAACAACUCCAUUUGUUGGUCAUGGUGACUUCACUCUAGUGGAUGACUUUGGUUGUGCUCUGCACAAAAUUAAAAUAGUGUUCACCAUGGAACGGAGUACUUUGUGCAAGUUCUUGAAGGUUCUGGCUGUUUAACAUUUGAUUUAUUUAAUCGAGAUUUUUGUUCUUGCUUCAAUACCUGCCCCAGUAAGUUACUUUAUUUGGAAUCCACUGAGUAUUUUAAAGCUUUUUAACACAGCAAUUCUCUCUGGAAAUCCCACAGCUGCCCAAGCUUUUUAGCAUUGGAAGUAAUGUUGAUUCACCAGUCUCGUGCUUAUGGAACAAUUUUGUAGGAACAGCCUCUGUUCACUAAACACUGAACUCAGUCCACUGUCUAAAUGUUAGACACCAACUGUAUUGUCCAUAGCAAUGCUUGGAUUUUAAAAAGACAAAACUGUAAGUCAAAACAGAUUAUUGGAAAAUCUGUGCAGAGGAAACCCUUCUGAAGGUUCACCCAGGAGCUGAAACAUUAACUGUUUUCUCUCUGCUGCUGCCUGACCUGAAUUCUUUCCAAUUUGUUUUAAUGGAUAGACUCCUUUUGACUUUAGUAGAUAAACAACAUUACCUUCAUUCUUGUAGGAGAUAAUCACAUAUACAUAACACAUCACUGUUGACUUGCUUGGAUAAGCUAUAGUUUACCGAGCUCAGGCGUUGGUUUCUCAAGUAGCAGACAUUAUUGCUGGCGAAUAAAGAAUCUGCUUUAUUUGUUUAAACCAUAAAAUAAGCAUCACUUUCUCAGCAUAAACUGAGAUGGGGCAGGUAGUUUUGUCUUUGGGGAAAUGACAUAUUUCCCAUGUAAAACACUUCUCUCAUUCCAAGGAAAAGCAUAAACUAAAUACCAGAACAUUAGUUUCUAUAUAUAACUGAGAAACUCCAACCUGUGCUUUACAUUUGCAGUUUUGGGUCAAAUGUUCUCUUCAAGUCUUCUAAUGUAAAAUGGGCCAGUGAAAUUGGUUUAGAGACUUUACCAAGCUGUCUGGUGUAGCUCAUCCUGCUGAGUCUUGGUAUUGGACCUGAUGCUCCAGGUAAUGGUUUUGUUAAAUCACCAUCCUAGAGUGAGUAUUCUCACCUGAAUGUAGACUUGUGCUGAAUCUGAUUUUAGAGAACAGACAUUUAUAAGCUCCUUGAGGACAGUAAAGCUACUGUCUUUUGAAUGAUUUCAUUUAAGGGGUUUCAUCUGAUCAUUGGAGGGUGUUAGAGACUGGAU
This is a messenger RNA of Chiloscyllium plagiosum (whitespotted bambooshark), 1810 nucleotides long. Its product is annotated as ferritin, heavy subunit-like. Gene Ontology annotation, biological process: iron ion transport; intracellular iron ion homeostasis. Gene Ontology annotation, cellular component: cytoplasm. NCBI's taxonomy places the organism in Eukaryota, Metazoa, Chordata, Chondrichthyes, Orectolobiformes, Hemiscylliidae. The record is from RefSeq and is a predicted model, not a curated record. Gene Ontology annotation, molecular function: ferric iron binding; ferrous iron binding.